CCCAGAGAUGCAGGCCGCCCUGACCGGCUCCGUUUUCCAUUCCUCUCGGAGAGACGAGCCGCCCUCGCCUAGAUAUCACGUGUCCUUAUCGCGGAAACAGCCAACGUGCGGUGCCCGCGAGAGGGUACCAGGAAAAGUUGAGAUAGGAGACGUGUGACGCCGCUCGCUGUUUUGUCUGUCCCCACCAACGGAUACGGACCGUGUCCGUCGUCAGUUCGAUCAUCGCCUCCUUUGGUGACCGCAUCCCCUAGCAGCAAGCAUGUCUUCGAAUCCGACAGGUGAAGCGACAGUGCUGUCCGGAAGGCAAAUUGCCAAGGAAAUCCGGGAAAAGUUGGCUGAAGAGGUCAAAGCCAUCAAGGCAAAGCACCCGGAGUUCAGGCCUAUGCUUGCCAUUGUCCAGGUUGGCGGACGAGAGGAUUCAAAUGUCUACAUUCGUAUGAAGCGCCGGGCGGCUGAAGAAGUUGGCGCUGAAUCCCAACACAUCAAGUUUCCUCGCACCAUUACCGAAGCGCAGCUGUUGAAGGAAGUCGAGACACUGAACAAGGACCCCAGCAUUCACGGCAUCAUCGUCCAGUUGCCGCUAGAUUGUGAAACUAAUAUAGACUCUAACCGGAUCACAAAUGCAGUCUCACCCGAAAAAGAUGUGGAUGGAAUCCACGACCAAAAUGCUGGCCGUCUGGCUCACGGGGAGUUGGAAGGCUUUUUUGUCCCCUGCACACCAAGAGGCUGCCUUGAAUUGAUUAAGCGUUCAGGUGUCCCCAUCGUGGGUGCUCGUGCCGUGGUGCUUGGCCGGAGCAAGAUUGUGGGUUCGCCAAUGUCGUCACUGCUGUUGUGGAACCACGCCACAGUGACCACUUGCCACUCAAAGACGAAAGACCUGCCGUCAAUGUGCCGGGAAGCCGACAUCUUGGUGGUGGCCAUCGGCCGCCCACGGAUGGUGAAGGCUGACUGGGUCAAGCCUGGCGCUGUGGUGAUUGACUGUGGCAUCAAUGCCAUCCCAGAUGCGACCCGAAGCUCAGGCACUCGCCUUGUUGGUGACGUUGACUACGACGAGGUGAAGAAGGUGGCCUCCUACAUCACACCCGUGCCAGAGGGUGUGGGUCCCAUGACUGUGGCCAUGCUCAUCAGCAACACUGUCGACUCAGCCAAGCGCUGUCUUAAGGCCUCUCUUAAGUUUCAGAGGGGUGCAUGGUCGAUGCGGUACCUGCCGCUGUCUCGGCAGACGCCCGUUCCGUCGGACUUGGACAUCGCGUUCGCCCAGAAGCCCAAGUUGGUCGAUGAGCUCGCCCGCGAGAUGGGACUCGAGCCGCACGAGUGGGAGCCCCAUGGCCGACACAAGGCCAAGCUGCUGCUUCCGCUGCUGAACAAGCAAGGCACGGACGGCCACUACGUCCUGGUGACGGGAGUGAACCCGACUCCAUUGGGCGAAGGCAAGAGCACCACUUCGGUCGGGCUGGUCCAGGCACUGGGCGCCCACCUGGGACGCAAUGCGAUCGCCUGCUUGAGGCAGCCCUCGCAGGGCCCCACCUUCGGCAUCAAGGGCGGCGCAGCCGGUGGAGGAUACGCGCAGGUCAUCCCCAUGGACGACCUGAACCUGCACCUGACCGGAGACAUGCACGCCGUGACUGCUGCCAACAACCUGCUGGCGGCUCAGCUGGACGCUCGCAUUUUGCACGAGACGACGCAGCAGGAUGCCGCCCUCUUCGGACGCCUCGUGACUCCCCGCCAGGGAGCCAAGUGCUUCUCCGAGUCGCAGCGCCGUCGGCUGGCCAGGCUGGGCUUGCCCGUCGAUGCAAAUCCCGAAGACCUCACCGCCGAGCAAGCCGCACGCUUCGCUCGUCUCGAUGUGGACGUUAACAGCAUCACCUGGAACAGGGUGAUGGACACCAACGACCGCUUCCUUCGUCGCAUAACGAUUGGCCAGGGACCAGCAGAAAGCAAGGCAACACGACAGACCCAGUUUGACAUCACGCCAGCCAGCGAAGUGAUGGCCGUCCUAGCACUGGCCAAGGACAUGGAAGACCUUCGGGACAGAUUGCGAGCGAUCGUUGUGGCCAGUGAUCGCAAAGGAAAUCCUGUUACAGCGGACGACCUGGGUGCAGCGGGGGCCAUGUUGGUUCUCCUGAAGGACGCCGCGUGUCCGACGCUCCUGCAGACGCUAGAGGGCACGCCGGUGCUCAUCCACUGCGGCCCCUUCGCCAACAUUGCUCACGGAAACUCGUCCGUCAUCGCUGACCGGAUGGCUCUGAAGCUUGUCGGUCCCAACGGAUACGUCGUGACCGAGGGCGGCUUCGGCGCCGACAACGGCAUGGAGAAGUUCGUGGACAUCAAGUGCCGGGCGUCCGGCCUGUCGCCCAGCGCCGUCGUCAUCGUGGCCACCGUGCGAGCUCUGAAAGUUCACGGCGGAGGGCCCCUGAUUGCACUAGGUGCCCCGCUGCCGGCUCAGUAUCGCACCGAGGACUUGUCCCUGGUGCGCAGCGGCUUCUGCAACCUGGCCCGCCACAUCGAGAACGCGGCCAAGCUGGGCCUGCCUGCCGUGGUGGCCAUCAACGCCUUCUCGACCGACACUGCGGCCGAGCUCGAGCUCGUGCGCGAGAUGAGCGUGGCCGCUGGCGCCCAGGGCGCCAUCGUGUGCCGUCAUUGGGAACUCGGAGGAGAAGGAGCCGUAGACCUGGCGCGCGCCGUCGAAGAAGCAUGUGCGAAGCCCAGACCCCAGCUGCGCUUCUCCUACGACCUUUCACUGAGCAUCGAGUCCAAGCUCGAAGCCAUUGCCCGCACCAUCUACGGCGCCCGCUGCGUGGAGCUCAGCCCGCUGGCCAAGACUCAGGCCGAACGCUUCGAGCGCCAGGGCUACGGCAAAAUGGCCGUGUGUAUAGCCAAGACGCCGCUGUCGCUAUCGCACGACCCGAAGCUGCUUGGCUCGCCGCGCGACUUCGUGCUGCCCGUGCGCGAGCUGAGGCUCAGCGCUGGCGCGGGCUUCGUGUACGCGCUGGCUGGCGACGUCACCACCAUGCCCGGCCUCCCGACGAGACCCGCGCUGAUGGACAUCGACCUGGACGUUACCACAGGACGUCCGAUCGGCCUCUUCUAGACGAGAAUCUCAGAUACACAUCAAUCGAAGAUUAUGCUCAGAUGUUCAGCUGAUUCGAAAUGUGCCUGUGGCCGCGUGAAAAUGCAGAAGAUGUGUUACCUUAUGCCUUGCGGCACUUCCAGUUUCCGUCGAUGUGAACCAAAGGCAUAGGCAGGUGCCCGGCUACCCUGAUAUUUUAGCAUUGGUUGGACUGUAGGCACGACUGAGUAAUAGGAUGGGGCAGACAUUGCACACUCCACCCCUUGAUUGAUUGUGGGAGGGUUGUUUCCCUUCCUUCCACUGCCCCCUUGAGAACGCCCAUGCGUACUAUUGCCACUGCAGUAUUUACAGAUUCUGUAGAUAUGACCCGAAGUGGGUGUAUACCUCAACAGUCAGUCCGCCAAAUUCGAUUUUCUUGUAUACAGAAAAUAACAUCCACGUAAAAGCUGCUCCACAGUAAAGAUCUCCAGCCCUGGGCUACCGUCCUCGUUCUAGCAGCACAUGCUGGAAAAAUGGCGCAGAACAUUUGUUGAAUUUUGAACAGAUGUUUAGGCAAAUAACGCGAAUAUGGACAUGACAUCUUCACAUGGUCAGACUCAAGGAACGCUAAGAUAAGUUUUCUUUUCGGGAACAUUUGAUAAAAAAGAAAACAUGUAUUUUUGUGAGAUGUAUUUUCUACGACCAUACCGAUUUAUUUUGUUUCGAAUUGUGGACAUUGAAUAAAGAGGAGCCUUUUUCAAUACA
Rhipicephalus microplus (southern cattle tick) is the source of this 3814-nucleotide messenger RNA. It is a transcript of the gene pug, whose product is annotated as pug C-1-tetrahydrofolate synthase, cytoplasmic. Gene Ontology annotation, biological process: tetrahydrofolate interconversion. The record is from RefSeq and is a predicted model, not a curated record. Lineage: Eukaryota; Metazoa; Arthropoda; Arachnida; Ixodida; Ixodidae. Gene Ontology annotation, cellular component: cytosol. Gene Ontology annotation, molecular function: formate-tetrahydrofolate ligase activity; methylenetetrahydrofolate dehydrogenase (NADP+) activity; methenyltetrahydrofolate cyclohydrolase activity.